AGCAUAGCAGGAGCUGGUGGGGUAUAAAUAUGAGCCAGGGUGUGUCCAGGUGUCUUCUGAUCAUUCACCUGACACCAUGACACUGCUGGCUCUGCUGUUGAUGAUCGGAGCUGCUGCGGCAGUUCCCCGAGGAGAUGGCAGGAUAAUUGGUGGGCAGGAGUGUGAGCCUCACUCUCGUCCGUUCAUGGCCUCCCUCAACUAUGGUUACCACUUCUGUGGUGGGGUGCUCAUCAACAAGCAGUGGGUGCUCUCUGUUGCCCACUGUUGGUACAAUCCCUAUGCCAUGCAGAUCAUGCUGGGAGAACACAAUGUGCGAGUGUUUGAAGGUACAGAGCAGCUCAUGAAAACCGACAACAUCAUCUGGCACCCUAGUUAUGACUACCAGACUCUGGAUUUUGACAUCAUGCUGAUCAAGCUCUUCCACCCAGUGGAGGUGACCGAGGCAGUCGCACCCAUCCCAUUACCCACAGCCUGCCCCGCGGCGGGGCUUCCCUGCUCUGUCUCUGGCUGGGGUAACACUGACAUGAAUGGCGAGGUGAACUUUUCCAUCCGUCUGCAGUGUUUGGACGUGCCCAUACUGGACCAGAAGGACUGUGAGAAUGCCUAUCCUGGCAUGAUCUCACCCAGGAUGGUGUGUGCUGGAUACAUGGAUGGAGGCAGAGAUGCAUGCAAUGGUGACUCCGGCAGCCCUCUGGUGUGUGCGGGGGAGGUCCAGGGCCUGGUGUCAUGGGGUCAGGGAUGUGCCCUGCCUAACUACCCCGGAGUCUAUGUCAAAUUGUGUGAGUUCCUCUCAUGGAUUGAAGACACCAUGGCAGCCAACCCCUGAAGAAAUAAAUAAUAAUAAUAAUAAAUUUCUUCACUUU
This is a messenger RNA of Etheostoma cragini (Arkansas darter), 863 nucleotides long. Its product is annotated as trypsin-like. The coding region runs from base 77 to 826 and encodes 249 amino acids. The transcript has 6 exons. NCBI's taxonomy places the organism in Eukaryota, Metazoa, Chordata, Actinopteri, Perciformes, Percidae. The record is from RefSeq and is a predicted model, not a curated record. Gene Ontology annotation, biological process: proteolysis. Gene Ontology annotation, molecular function: serine-type endopeptidase activity.